AUGUACGAAAACGAUGAUUUUGGCAAUAAAGGUGCCUGGAACACUAUUAGAAAGCUUGGAAAAACCAUCAAGAACACAUGGAAGCCCGACUAUAUUAUCGUAGUCUCUGCUCAUUGGCAGUCGGGAGCUUCCAACCUCGUAGAAGUUGCCAUUCCCAAGAAAGAUGAUGCUGAAAACGACUUGAUCUACGAUUUCUAUGGUUUCCCAAAUCACAUGUAUAAGGAACAAUUCCACAGUAAAAAUUCUGUCUACGUUGCUGAACAUAUCAGACAGCAUUUGGAGCAGAACGGAUUCAACAGUGUAUUGACUCAAAGAGGUAUAGAUCACGGAGUUUGGGUUCCAUUCAAAGUAGCAUUCAGUGACUAUAACACUUUAUCCAAGACUGAAGAUAUACCCGAUUCACCAGGUUUGGAUUUACCAGAGACAGCCGUGAUCCAAGUGUCUUUAACUGCAAAUGACAAAGAUUUCAAUUCCCACUUCAAAUUGGGCGAAGUCUUGAGCCAUUUCAGAGAUAACUUACUCUGGGACGAAACUCAGAACAGAUACUUAACUGGGUUGAUAAUUUGCUCUGGAAUGUCUGUACAUAACUUGAGAGAUCUUGGGAGAUCUUUCUCUCAGCCUGGAGGUAUUAUGCCUUACGUAAAGCCAUUCAACCAGUUAUUGACGAAGACCUUGACAAAGUCUACAGACUUAUUGGCCGAUUUGCUUGAGAUUCAAAGUUCACAAAAGGCUUUGUUGUACAAUGCUCAUCCUACACUAGAGCACUUCGUGCCUGUGGUUGUAGCCAGUGGGAUAGCUAACAAAAACAAGGAGCCAGUGAAAGAACUCUACAACGCUGAAUUGGCUAGCUUGGGUUGGGGCAUAUACCAGUUCGGUCCAUUACCCGUACUUCCCAAGGCUUGA
Molecule: messenger RNA, 903 nt
Organism: Scheffersomyces stipitis CBS 6054
Lineage: Eukaryota; Fungi; Ascomycota; Pichiomycetes; Serinales; Debaryomycetaceae
Exons: 1
Coding region: 1-903 (300 amino acids)
Molecular function (GO): ferrous iron binding; zinc ion binding; oxidoreductase activity, acting on single donors with incorporation of molecular oxygen
Source: RefSeq, a predicted model, not a curated record